AUGAGCAGCACCACCCAGACUACGUUGGACGUGGAGAGCGGUGUUUUACCCACAGAACAAGUGUUGGUGGUACGGCAAAAGAAGUCAUCAAUGUGCUCAAACAGCUGGAAGCUCUGUGCAGCCCUGCUGGCUGUGGCUUUAUGUGUUGCUGCUGCAGGCUUCACCAUGCAGCACCAGAAGAAGAAUAUUCAACAGGAAGGAGAAGGCUUGCAUCUCUCUCUCAGACAAGUCUCUGCAAGUUCCAAAGAUGCCAUUCAUUUAGCAGGUGAUUACAAUCCUGACUUCUCACACAGCUCCGUUCAGUGGAGGGAUAACGAGGGACAGUCAUUCUCAAAGGGCCAUCUAAAACUGCACGACAAUGAAAUCAUUAUCCCUCACGAUGGCCUCUACUUCGUCUACACCCAAGUUUCUUUCAGCGUCAACUGCAAGGUCGACACAGCCAACUCUGAUGACCUAGACAUCGUUAGGCUGAGCCACACGGUGUCGCGCUGGUCUGAUUCUUACGGAAGCUAUAAACCGCUGCUGAACGGGCUGAAGUCAGUCUGCAAACGGGUCGAGGGUGAAGACGAUGGAGAGAGAUGGCAUAGUGCCGUAUAUCUUGGAGCGGUCUUCAAGCUGCAUGCCAAGGAUAGGCUACGCACUGAAACAGUAGAGGAGUUUCUGCCUAAUUUGGAAACAGAUGAUGGCAAAAACUUCUUUGGUGUGUUUUCUUUGUAA
Messenger RNA from Chanos chanos (milkfish), 717 nucleotides. It is a transcript of the gene tnfa, whose product is annotated as tumor necrosis factor a (TNF superfamily, member 2). Gene Ontology annotation, molecular function: tumor necrosis factor receptor binding. Gene Ontology annotation, biological process: immune response. The record is from RefSeq and is a predicted model, not a curated record. The transcript has 4 exons. NCBI's taxonomy places the organism in Eukaryota, Metazoa, Chordata, Actinopteri, Gonorynchiformes, Chanidae. The coding region runs from base 1 to 717 and encodes 238 amino acids. Gene Ontology annotation, cellular component: membrane.